UCUUCGUGAGCGGUUUCCUCGGCUUAGCAACAUGCCUGCCAGAGCGUAAUUUGUCGAUCUUCGAUCGAUUCACGGUCAUGGCAAAGAAGGAAACGUUUCGCGAGCGACAAGAGAAUGAGCUAGAAGUGAUAAAGUCCAUUUUUCACGAUGAAGUUGAAGAUUUGCGUCCGAAGACAGGGAAAUGGAAACCUUUGGAGCUUCGGCUGCAUCUCACACCGCAAAGAGGAUCGGCCAAGGAGGCGUACGUGAAGGCGGACAUGUACGUAACCUGCUCGGCAAAGUAUCCAAAGUGCCCACCGAAGCUAGAGCUGAAGAAUGCCGUUGGACUAUCGGACAGUUUGGCGCGGGAGCUCACCGAGAAGCUCCAACAACUAGCGGAAGAACUGAAGGGGGAAGUAAUGAUUUUUGAGCUAGCCAACACAGUGCAAGCCUUCCUGCAUCAGUACAAUGUACCACCGAAGGGUAGCUUUUACGAUGAAAUGUUGGCCAACCAACAGAAACAAGCGCUCGCGCGCCAAAACACGCUACAGGCCGAAGAAAAUCUGAAGCGUCAAGCCAUACAAGAUGAGCUUCAGCGGCGCAAAAAAGAGCUCGAGCGUACGAGACGGGAAUCACGCCACAGCUUGAACGAAUCGAGUCCGAUGCAUCGGUUGCACUCCAGCUCAUCGACCGAGAACAGUGACGGUGCCUUCUGCAUCGAACAUCGGCGCAGCGAAUUGCUUUACUUCCGCGACGGCCGGAAAGUUCUACGGAGCACUUGUCUUGGCCAUUCUCAACGCGGUUGUAUCGCGUACGCUGGGAUCGAUCAGCAAACCGGUGAGUUAGUUUAUCUUACCGAGUGGACACUGUACUACGAUGGCGAAUCACCGGCUGAAAGCAAAACAAUUCGAGGCCGGCCGGUGGAUACAGUUGUGGGCGAUAUGGAACGGCUGCUUGAAAGUUUAAUCCCACUCAAACAUAAGCAUCUGAUCGCUUACGAAGGGAUACUGUGUCGUGUGGGCAAGGAGGCGUUAACCUUGUUUGUGAUGCAGGAAUUUAUUCUCGGAACGAGUCUGUUCAGUAUUUCCGGCUCUUUAGGAUGGAGCGUCGAGGGAGCAAGUAUGGUGGCCAAAGGAACGCUGGAAGCUUUGAUCUACCUCCACAACAAUGGUGUAUCGCACGACAACCUGUCCGAUUCGACCGUGUUUAUGGACAAUGCGGGCAUGGUACGUGUGGCCGACUUUCGUUUGAUACCGUACAUUCAAGAGUUGGGCGAUGGUCAUCACUUACUGCAUCAAUCGCUUCGCAGUCCCGAUUUGCCUGCUCUAGGAGGAUUGAUCGAAGCGCUCCUUGCACCGCACUCGGAGAUGAAAGAUUUCGUCGAAAGAUGUAAAUCGGAACGAACCAUCUCGGCCACCGAGUUGCUUGAUCAUCCCUUUCUCCGACCGACGCUAUUGCACACGGACCCAGCAAUUAUGGGUCAGCAGCAGCAGCAGCAGCAGCAGCUGAACCACCAACUAACGGUGGCAGUACAUAAAACUCAACCAGGACUAACCGCUCUCGGCCAACGCUCGGAACAUGGCCAACAACAUCUCGUCCCCUACAUGCCACUCGUAAUGAACGGAGCCGGUUCCGGGCAUGAAAAGUCACGCAUUCAGACCGAAUUUGAAUUGCUUUCCUAUCUCGGCAAGGGAGCGUACGGAGAUGUGCUGAAGGUGCGCAACAAGCUUGACAACCGAGAAUAUGCGAUCAAGCGUAUCAGACUGCCGGCUCGAAGCAAGCAGUUCUACAAGAAAAUGAUCCGCGAAGUAGAAUUGCUUUCGCGGUUAAACCAUGAAAAUGUCGUCCGCUAUUACAACAGCUGGAUGGAGGCUACUAGCGUAACGGACAGCAGUACGAUCACCGAUACGGAGGGCGAAAUGGCCGGUACGCUGAGCAGCUGCGAUUGGUCCGUAGCAAGCGGACCGAAGAGAAGAUCGAGUCGAGGGCGUCAAAGUGCUGCUGAUGCUGCAGGUGCUGACUUGGUGAAGAAAACGAUCAGCGAUAAGAACAUCGAUUGCUUCGUAGACUUUAUGCCAAAUGACUCGAGCAGCGAAGACGAUGAUGACGAUGACGAUGAUGAUGACGAUACAAAUGAUCUCGAAAGCGAGGAAAGCAGUGAUGGUAGCAGCAGCUCCGCAGAUGGCACUGAUCCCAUCAACGAUCGCCAUAAAUUAGUCGCCGCACAGGAUGCGUAUGGCGAGGACAGUUCGGGAGGGAUAGAGUUCGUCGGAUCGAACGGCGAGGCACCUUCUUACAAUAGUUAUGGAGAGGACGCGCAGGAAAAUGGAGUUGGAGGAGGCAAGAAGUUGCCGCUUGUCGCGACAACGCCUGCACUGCCCGAGGUGCUUUACAUGUACAUCCAGAUGGAGUUCUGCGAAAAGAGUACGUUGCGAACAGCGAUCGACGGUGGACUUUAUCAGGAUAUUGACCGCGUGUGGCGUUUAUUCCGCGAAAUCGUGGAAGGACUAAGCCACAUCCACCAGCAGGGAAUGAUCCACCGGGAUUUGAAGCCGGUCAACAUUUUCCUCGAUUCGCGGGAUCAGGUAAAGAUAGGCGACUUUGGUCUAGCGACAACGAGCAUUCUGGCCCUUCAGAAUCAAGGCCAUCAAAACGUCCCAUCCACCCAGAUCGAACGCCUUGCGGUGACAGGAAAUACGCAGCCGGGGAAAUCCUCCGACAUCGGGUACUCGUUGACGGGGAAGGUGGGCACCGCUCUGUACGUGGCACCAGAACUAACCGGUAAUGCGUCCCGUUCUACCUACAACCAGAAGGUCGAUCUCUACUCGCUCGGCAUAAUAUUGUUUGAAAUGAGCUCGCAACCGCUAAACACCGGAAUGGAGCGAGUAAAAACGCUGAUGGAUCUGCGCUCGAAUGAGGUUCGAUUGCCCGAAGCACUUGUUUCCGAUGCAAGCUACGGCCGGUUGGUUCAGGUGAUCCGUUGGCUGUUGAACCACGACCCGCAGAAGCGUCCCACUGCGGAGGAAUUGCUCUGUUCCGAGCUUGUUCCACGUACGCGUCUCGAGGCGGAAGAAAUACAGGACGUCGUGCGACACAUCCUAUCGAAUCCACAAUCGCGCCAUUACAAGCAUCUGAUCGCGCGCUGCUUCGGACAGGAAAGUGACCCUGUCUGUGAGCUAAGCUACCACUUCGACAUGGUACCGAUGAUACCGAUACUGCCGCGAUUCGACUACGUCAAAGCAAAGCUUGUCGCUCUAUUCCGGAAGCAUGGGGCGAUCGAGAUCGUGACGCCAUUGCUGACGCCAUACACGAAACAGCAAGCUUCCCGGUCGAGCACCGUCAAGCUAAUGACACACUCGGGCAGUGUUGUGACGCUGCCGGAUGAUCUGCGGGUGCCCUUUCUGAGGUACAUUGCGCUGAAUGGGAUCAAAAACAUUCGGCGCUAUUCGAUUGGGCGUGUGUACCGCGAGAAGAAAGUGUUCAACUUUCAUCCGAAGCAGCUGUACGAGUGUGCGUUCGAUAUUGUGACUCCCAGCAGGGGGCAUCUCAUCACCGAUGCUGAACUGCUCGCAAUCGCCACCGAUGUAAUGCGCGAGCUCGAUUUGCUCCAAGGGCGAAACGUGUUCUUCCGGCUCAAUCACAUCGGGCUGCUGCGGGCGAUACUGAUUCAUUGCAAUGUACCGCAGGACAAGUACCGCGAGCUGUUCGAGAUUGUGGCCGAGUUUCUGGAUGAAAAGAUAUCGAAAUUUCAACUGUCUUCUCUCGUGGCCGCUUUAAUGGGCGGAAGUACAGCGAAGGUUAAUGUGAGCUACUUAUGUGACGCCCUGCAGUUGGAACUUUCGUCCGUCGGUUUGCUCGGUGGAAGCAUUCUUAAAAGCAUUAUUCGUGGCAAGGGAGAGGCAGCUAGCUUAGCGAAGGUAGCUGUCCGAGAUCUGGAAACGGUGGUCGCUGCAGCUCAGAAUAUGGGCGUUCAGUGUCCGCUGAACGUGUGCCCCGGUCUGCCGGUGAACUAUGAGCGUGCGAAAACCGGCGGAAUCGUUUGGCAGAUGCUAGGUGAGCUGAAAUCGAAACGUAAGAACCCGCUCACGACGAUUGCAUUCGGAGGACGAUACGAUGGCAAGCUAGCGGAGUAUCAGAAAUCCGGAAUGCACAACGGGCUGCAGGUGCCGAAAGUGGAGCUCAGUGGCGCAGGCUUUUCCUUCAUGCUCGAUAAGCUCGUCAAUGCCGUCUCUCCGUCGGCCGGAUAUGAACCGAUUGAGGUGAUGAUCUGUGUCACCGGAUCUCGGCCGCAGCUUAAGGAGGUUGCCCAAAUCCUACGUCCACUCUGGUCGAACGGCAUCAAAACGUGCGUUUUGGAAACCAGCGCUGGAGCGGUGGACGAUCUAGGCAAGGAAGCCGGUGCCAGUGUGGUCAUUCUGGUAGGAGAUGGCGGAGAACUCCGCGUACGUUCCUGGAACCAUGAUCGCUUUCAAGAGCGACACGUCACCCGUCCCGAUUUGAUGGCAUACAUUCUGCGAACUUUCCGCCGUUCGGAUGUAGCCGUUGGUGAAAUUUCACAAGCCUUACAGAACACCGCUCUGGGCGGAUCGUCUGCAUCCGCAUCGUUUUCCUACUCAUCGUCCUUCACGGCCACCUCAACAUCCGCCUCAAUGAAGCUUAGUUCCGCUGCAUCAGCUGCUGCCGCCAGCCAACAGCAACCAAUCAACAGCGCUCCAGCACUGGAUCUCGUGUUUCUUACCAGCGAAAAGGUAAACACGAGCAAAAAGCGCCGCUACGAGCAUCAAGUGGAGCAUAAGCUGGGCCCCGUACUGUCAAAGUUUCAUCGUAAGGAAAAGGUUACGCUGAUGAUGGUGGAUGUACCGAGUGCGCCGCUGCGAGGGCUGGUCGGUUUGAUUGAUCCGCUCGAGUGUGGAUCUCAGGAGGAUGAAGAUAUGUUGCACGGGGCCACUGCUGAUCGCGCAGAAUUGCAAGCCCUGUGUGAACGUUAUCCCAAGUACAAGAAGCAGCUGAUGGAAAUUUACAACGAUAUUGUCGAUCUGUUCACCCAAAGCAAGGGAACGACACCCAUCGUCGGAUUGUACAGUGUCAUCGACACAUUCUGCCGGUUGAUUCUGUGAGAAAGCAGCGGAACGCUUCAGUCGCACACGCUUACCUGUGUGGCUUUUUAUAUGAAACAUUGUUUUAGGUCUUUUGUAGGCUGGAAUAGUGUAAAAGUGGUAUCAAACCAGAUACAAAAUUAUAGUAUAUUGUUGUACAAAAUGAA
This is a messenger RNA of Anopheles stephensi (Asian malaria mosquito), 5242 nucleotides long. RefSeq names its product eIF-2-alpha kinase GCN2 (gene Gcn2). The transcript is spliced from 6 exons. The coding region runs from base 78 to 5096 and encodes 1672 amino acids. Lineage: Eukaryota; Metazoa; Arthropoda; Insecta; Diptera; Culicidae. The record is from RefSeq and is a predicted model, not a curated record. Gene Ontology annotation, cellular component: cytosol. Gene Ontology annotation, biological process: regulation of translational initiation by eIF2 alpha phosphorylation; DNA damage checkpoint signaling. Gene Ontology annotation, molecular function: eukaryotic translation initiation factor 2alpha kinase activity; ATP binding; protein binding.